GUCCCAAAUAGGCUUGAAGGAGAACCUAGUUGGUGAACUUUGAGACUUUCGGGUUCCGCUUCCGAUUCCUAUCCACUCCUCCCUUUUAGGAGCAAGCACCUGGUGGUGUCAUUUCCUGGUACUGCAAUUCUUUAUCUCUUACGGUAGUAUGCUUAGGCCCCCCUGGUCUUAUAACCUAUACCCUCCCCCCGUCGCUUAAGCAAGCCUCACCCGUUAAACCUCGUCAUUAGGAGAUGCUUAAGUUCCUUGGACCUUGACAGUAUCAAGUAAAAUAAAAAUUGCCGACGCGUCCUGCUUUCACAACUUUUUCUUUUUCAUGGUUGUCGUUACUAUUUGGCUUUGACACACCAGAGUUCAGGACUAAUGGUUGUCUCCUCUAUGCAGCAUCAUCCCCACCACUCGCAGGGUCCGGCGCCUCCCCAGCACCUUCAGCAUCCUCGACCCCCGAGUAUCGUUCACCAGCAACACCACCAGGCACCGCAGCAGCAAUCGCAACACCCUUCGGCCUACUCGUCGACCCAUUCCAUACAGCCCGCCUACCAACAAGCAACACACGCGCCCGCUGCCCAGCACGCGCAAGAUUUGCCCUAUUACGCUCACCAGAGCCCCUACAGCACUCCAGGGACGACAAGCGGAUAUACAUCCGCAGACACCUCCGAAAUGAUGGCCGCAGCUCAAAUGCCUCGACCGUAUCCCCCGAUAUCAUAUCAUGCAUCAAAUUCCAACUCUCCAGCGUCUGUCGCGUCGCCAUCGGGGCACGACCAGCACCGAAGUCUUUACGGGCAGCCAGGACCGCAGCUUCAACCCCAAUCCAUGUAUUAUGGCACGCAACAACCGCAAUACUCAUCUCUGCCCCCGCAGGCGCCCUCGCCGUAUCAGCAGCAUGCUCAGCAACCGCAUCAGUCUAUGGCGUCGCAACCCAACAUGAUGAUGUCUCACGCAGCACCACAACAUCAAAUGGCCCAACACACGAGUCAACACGCGCAGGGGGGAAUGACGGGCAGCCCCCGACAUACCAAGAUGGAAUCACAGAUGCCCCCACAACUGCAGCGUCCUACUCCUGGGCCGCUGGGUACUUCGCAGCAACCUCAAAACGGCGGACAAUUACCAACUCCUACUGGAUCGACGACACCAGGGGUUAACAACAACGCGGCGCCGGGGCCGAUCCCCGCAACUACCCCUCUAGUUGUGAGACAGGAUAAUAAUGGUGUACAGUGGAUCGCAUUUGAAUAUUCUCGCGAUCGGGUGAAGAUGGAAUACACAAUUCGCUGUGACGUCGAAUCCGUAAAUACGGACGAACUUGGCAGUGAUUUUAAGACAGAGAACUGCGUAUACCCUAGGGCAUGCUGUCCUAAAGACCAAUAUCGUGGUAAUCGAUUACAGUAUGAGACCGAAUGUAAUACGGUGGGAUGGGCAUUGGCCCAGCUUAACGUAUGCCUUCGUGGGAAGAGAGGACUUAUUCAGAGAGCUGUCGACAGCUGGAGAAACAGUAACCAAGAUCCUAGAUUGCGAAGCCGACGUGUGCGACGAAUGGCGAAGAUGAACAAUCGCAAGGCAGUUCAGACUCCACACUCAGCACAUAUGUCCGGUCCCAGUGGUCCGGCAGGGAUGUCAACCCCUGGGGCCAUUGGUCCCGGCGGCGGUACGCCCAUGGGGAAACCUGGGAUGAGCAACAUGGGUCCUCAGAUGCAUCACCACCACGCCCACGAAGGAGGUCCUCAAGGCGGAGACGAAGUCGGGGAUGGAGAGUACGUGGAUGGAUCUCAUCAUCACCAUCAUCAAGUACCUACCGGGCCAGGAUCUAGAAACGCGGACGACGCUCGUCCAGCUCAAGUCUUCACUGGUUAUCCACAACAGUAUCCUAGUCAUGCUACAUCAGGAUCGUCCAUGCCACCGAUCCAUGAUGGCCUUGGCGCGUCCCAUCACAACACUAUCGUAGCUCGACGUAUGAGCCGGGACGAUGAUGACAAGAAUCCCGAAGGCCUAUUUCCCGAUAUCCCGGAUGCUAAGAAACGAAAAUUCAUAUUGGUUGAAGAUAACAAACGUAACUCACGCUUGCGCGUGCGCGUGACGCUGGAAGAUGUUAACCCCAAGGAAAUUCCUGAUUCAUUCCGUAAGAGCUCUGCUGUAUUCCAGCGCAGUUACUUUCCGCGCGAAAUGCAAAGUCCGCCUCCAAGCGCCACGGGUAGCCAAUUCUUUCAGGAUGACCUAAGUGACGAUAAUGUCGAAGUCGAGGGUGGUCGAACAGGGCGCGCUCGAAGGAGCAACAUAAGGGGACGCACUAUGGUCAAGGCUCCUAUGUCAGAUGGGAACGAAGCCGAGGUUGCUAUCCCAAGGACCCGACGGGGCGCUCGCAUAAAGGAAGUGCGACUUAAUGACUUAGCGUACCGCAUGGCAUGGAUGCAUAGUCGUGUAUUCGCUGGCAGGACCGUUUUCCUACAGCGAGCUCUCGACUGCUACCGUAAUAAGACUUGCACCGCGAUCGAAGGCGUCACACAAGACGUGAGAACCAUGGUACCUCACUACGAAACCAGAGUAGGCAAACGAAGAUGGAGUGAGCGAAUGCGCCGCGGCGAAAAACGGGACGACGAGGCUUGAACCCGAAGCCCUGUUGCGUUUCUACCACAUCAUCUUAAUGAUACCCGACUGGCGACGUGCUACCGACGAACGCUGAUUUCCUGGAGCUACUUUUUUUUCUUUCUAUUCGUGCUGAUAA
Molecule: messenger RNA, 2716 nt
Organism: Hypoxylon trugodes
Lineage: Eukaryota; Fungi; Ascomycota; Sordariomycetes; Xylariales; Hypoxylaceae
Exons: 4
Coding region: 364-2598 (744 amino acids)
Source: RefSeq, a predicted model, not a curated record